ACCUCGGAGCACACUCUCUGCCGCGGACAUGGCGCAGAGCUUUGUGGACGCUAAGCUGAGAGCCGGCAAAGUCACUGUGUUUGAGAAGGAGUCGUGUCCCUUCUGUGUCCGAGCAAAGACCAUCAUCCACAAGUACAAGUUCAAGAAAGAUCGCCUGGAAAUCAUCAACAUCGCCAAUAUGGAGAACGUGAGCAGCAUCCAGGAUUACCUGUGUCAGCUGAGCGGAGAGAGGACGGUACCUCGAAUAUUUAUUGAGAAGGAAUGCAUUGGUGGUUGUUCUGAUCUCGUACCUCUGGACAGCAGUGGCGAGCUGGAGAAAAGGCUGAUAGGUAUUGGAGCCCUAGAACAGUGAUCUACAUAUGUACGAGCAGAAAGAAAACUUCUAG
This is a messenger RNA of Nanorana parkeri, 386 nucleotides long. RefSeq names its product glutaredoxin (gene GLRX). The record is from RefSeq and is a predicted model, not a curated record. NCBI's taxonomy places the organism in Eukaryota, Metazoa, Chordata, Amphibia, Anura, Dicroglossidae. Bases 29 to 352 code for a protein of 107 amino acids. The transcript is spliced from 3 exons.